AUGUCAGAUGCCAACCCAUUCGGUGCUUUGAACGAAGCAGAGGAUACAUACGAUACAUCUCAAGAAGGACAGCAAAAAGAUGCCAGUUUUUUCGAAAUCAAGAGUCUUGUGCCCGAUGUCAAGAUCAAACUACCAGACGCUCAAGUAGCUCAAACCAAAAACCACAUAUCUUUAUUAGCAUGUUCAAGUAGUUAUGGUUACUUUAUUGCUGCCACUGCAAAUGGCUUUUGUCUUGGACACAGCCAAAAGAUGAGAGAAAUCAUCUAUCAGACACAAAAGGGGAAAAUCGCUGAAUUGGAUAAUACCAUUCAAGUAGUUGUGAGUCAAGGCAAAGUCAACCAUGUCAGUUUAUCAGCAGAUCAACUCCAAUUGUUUGUCGCUGUGCUCGGUGGUACACUCCUGACAUAUAACGUCCAUGAUAUCGUUCAGCAGAAAGAAGCUGCUACACCAUCACACACUUACAGCGUAGGCUGUGAAAUCGUUAGUCUCCAGCCUAACCCAGAAGCAUACCCUGACAUUAUUGCCAUUCUCACCAACGACAACCGUUGCGAACUGAUCCAGAACAAUGAUGUGAUUGCCAUCAUGCACAACGCCCACAGUAUUUGCUGGUCACCCAAAGGAAAGCAGAUUGCAUGUGGAUCAUCCGCUGGAUCCAUCAUGACAUACGACAUUGAAGGCAACCAAAAGGACGAGGUGCCACCACCCGAGGCUUUAGAAAAUGACCCACAAUCCGAGCGCAUUGUGGACACGCUUGUUUGGAUUGAAAACCAUGUAUUUUUCGUCUUUUAUUCCCACAAAGUGGAUGAAGAGUACAAUCACAGACCUUACAUUGUGAAUCGCAAGAAGCAGACGCAGGAGGAAAAGUAUGUGUUGAUGGACGAAGUGCUUCCCGUGUUGGCUAUGGAAUGUCCAAAGGAAUACUUUUACACAGCAGUUGUGCGCAACAUUGGGCCAGAUGCAAAGACAGUGAUCAUUAUUACGAAUGCUGCUGCAAACGAGUUGAAUGUAGUCGGACAAGGAGAUGAUGAUCAGUGGGCCACUUGGAUAUUGGAGAAUUCACCCAGCUUACCGCUGUCUACGGAUGAUGUGGAGGAUACGUACCCUGUUGGUUUGGCUGUUGAUUAUUCUGCUUCAGAGCCUCUACCUCCUUUCGAUCCUGCUGAAAAUGAUACACCGGUCCCGCCCAUGCCUGUGCUUUACAUUAUGACUACAGAUGGACUCUUGCUCUCGUACCAUAUCUACAACACAGCCUUAGCAGAGUCUGGUGCCAAAUAUGACAAGAUGAUAGAAGCCAUGGAUUUCAACACCAUUCCAAUGCCUCAAAAGUCGACCAGUGUCACUACAGCACCUGCUACCAAGAGCGACAACAAGCUGCCUAAUGCCUUUGCUCUUGCCAAUGACACUGGCGCUGCUCCCUCCUUUGGCUUCAACGCAGCUGGUAGUGCACCCAAGUUUGCUUCCUUGGCUAGAUCGUCUUCCACCGAAACGAAAUUACCACAGCCUGUCUCUGCUUUUGGAAGCACCAGUACCUUUGGCCAAUCCUCUGGCUUUGGGCAACCUGCAUUUGGAUCAACUACGGCAUUUGGAUCCUCUUCUUUCGGUUCUGCAGCCCCACAAAUGGGUCAAAAUACAGGCAACACUCCAUCGUUUGGAGGUUUCAAGAAUAUGGUGAAGCAACCAAAGAAAGCAAGCACUACCACCUCAUUUGCUCCCUCCACAUUGGCGUCUGAAACAAGCACUGUAGCUGAAAAAGCAUCCUCAACCGGUGAUGAGGAACAUUUACAGUCUACGUCAACAUUUGGCCAACCCUCAGCUUUUGGACAGCCUUCAGUCUUUGGACAGCCCUCAAAAUUUGGACAAUCUUCAACAUUUGGUCAACCUUCUCUCUCUGGCCAAAACCUAUUUGGUGCCAAAUCAUUCACCUCACCGAGCACAUUUACAUCAAAGUCAACCACAACCAAGGAUACUGAGGAUGAGUCUGCUAAAGGGGCAAAGCAAAUAGAAGAGCCAUCAGAGAAGUCAUCAGAGAAGCCCCCUCAAGAUGAGACACCCCUGCCAACCACAGGUACCACUGAUGCAGUUCCAUCACAAAACAACACUCUGGCAAAGCCUAUUGAGGAGAAGGAGCCUGAAGCACCUACAGAUGCUUUAUCACACAAAGAAAAAGAAGAAGAGACUACUACAACUAACAACAAGGAUGAACAAGAUGCUGUUGCUCCCAUUGUACAAUUAGCAUCUGAUAUGGGCGACCAACAGGCUCCUCUCUCUCCUACCACCAGCGACGACAAAGAAAAAGAUGAUCAAGACAAGGACAACGAAGAUGGAGGAUGCAGCAUGUCAUUUGAACAAGUUCAAAGAGCAUUAGACAAUGAUGAUGUGGAUGUCAAGAGUGGCAGUGAUUUCACAAAGUCUGACAGUAAUCAAGACAAUGAGGACGGCUAUCAGAACGAUGUCAAUUCUGAGGAUGACUACUUUGACGAGCAGGAUCAAACCGGGUCAGAGCAAGAAAGCAACGAGGAUGACGAGGAAGCGAAGGAGGCCCAGAAACGUGCUAUUACUGAAGAAGAGCGCCAAGCCGAGAAGGAGCGCCGUGCUAAAGAAGAGCGCCUUGCAGAAGAGAAGCGUAUUGAGGAGGAGAAGCGUGCCGCUGACGAGAAGCGCGCUGCAGAAGACAAACGUUUGGCAGAAGAAAAGAGAUUAGAGGAAGUGCGCCUUGCUGAAGCCAAAAGAAUCGAAGAUGAGCGUAUUGCUAGAGCCAAAAGAUUAGAAGAAGAACGCGUCGCCGAGGAAAAGAGAUUAAAAGAGGAGCGCAUCGCUGAAGAGGAGCGCUUGGAAGCCGAGAGAAUCGCUGCUGUCAAGCCUGAUAUCAAGUUUUUCCGUCCACAAAGAUUAGAGCAAACUGCUCAGCCUCAUACAAGAAGCAAGAAUUUGACGCCCAUGGCAGCAGAGUUUGAAGAGUUGUACUUUAGCACGCUUGAAGACAUGGACAAUACAUCCUUGCUCUUGCAAAAUAUCCAAGAAGAUCUGUACAUACGAAACAACGAUCUGUUCAAUCCAAAGACUGCAGAUGCCUUUGAAGAUUACGAUUGCGAGUGGAAGAUGGCAGACAAUGAUUCAAUGCUCAACAUCAUCCAAGACUUGAACAGUCGAGCCAAGUCAGCUGAAAUGGAUGCUAAAUACACCAAAGAAUCGACAAUCAGAAUCUCACGUGCAACUGAACAAAUGAAAGAUGACCGAAAUCUCAUUGGCGAUUAUAUCAAUAGCAAUGAUUUCGAGAAGCCUUUGGAGAGUCCAAACAUGGUGAAUGAAUUGCAAGAUAAGCAAGACUAUCUGCAGACCAAGGAUGAAGAGAUCAAGGCAUUAUUCGACACAUUGGAUUCCAAGCUUGCUCAAAUGAAGAAGGCUCAGUCUGCUUCAAAGCUACCAUCUAGAUUCAGCAGCAUGAAAAAGUUUGAACUGGAAAAGAUCAUUCGUGAUACUCGUAGAGGCAUCAGCGCUUCCGAUGAUAGAAUCUUUGACUUGGCUUCUCAGGAACUCAAGUUCAGAAACGCAAAGAAGCAUCAAGAUUAA
This is a messenger RNA of Mucor velutinosus, 3570 nucleotides long. RefSeq names its product ribose phosphate diphosphokinase subunit prs4. The coding region runs from base 1 to 3570 and encodes 1189 amino acids. The record is from RefSeq and is a predicted model, not a curated record. Gene Ontology annotation, molecular function: protein binding; structural constituent of nuclear pore; RNA binding. NCBI's taxonomy places the organism in Eukaryota, Fungi, Mucoromycota, Mucoromycetes, Mucorales, Mucoraceae. Gene Ontology annotation, biological process: post-transcriptional tethering of RNA polymerase II gene DNA at nuclear periphery; RNA export from nucleus; protein import into nucleus. The transcript is spliced from 7 exons. Gene Ontology annotation, cellular component: nuclear pore; nuclear pore cytoplasmic filaments.